AUGUCUGUCGACUUGGAUUCGCUACUUGACGAAGCUGAGGCUGGUGCCCCUUUCCACACCAUUGCAAUCGCCAUUCGAUCGCUUGAGCAGCGAAUAGACCAUUUGCUCGCAGCAAUUGACAGGUGCACACACGACAUUUUUGGUCCAUCGGCCAAAGCCGAGAAGAAAGAAUUCAAAUGCUGUGACUCCGACUCCUUCGCACACCAUCGUCAUCUCGCCACCGCUGCUCUACGGCUAUCAACUCCUCCGCUCAUCGUCGUCAGUCAUCUCCCCUCCACAACACAACCCAUACAGCCGCCCACGUCUAAGUGA
Cylicocyclus nassatus is the source of this 312-nucleotide messenger RNA. The record is from the annotation of a GenBank genome assembly. Lineage: Eukaryota; Metazoa; Nematoda; Chromadorea; Rhabditida; Strongylidae.